Molecule: messenger RNA, 2874 nt
Organism: Aphanomyces invadans
Lineage: Eukaryota; Oomycota; Saprolegniomycetes; Saprolegniales; Verrucalvaceae
Exons: 2
Coding region: 1-2874 (957 amino acids)
Biological process (GO): phosphatidylinositol phosphate biosynthetic process; phosphatidylinositol-mediated signaling
Cellular component (GO): membrane; cytoplasm
Molecular function (GO): 1-phosphatidylinositol 4-kinase activity
Source: RefSeq, a predicted model, not a curated record
AUGUUCCUGUCGUCGGUGGUUGGGCUUUUGUUGGAAGCCCUCGUCUUCUGUCUCUAUGGAAUUGCACCCUUUGUUGCGAAUCGUGCAAGCAUCUUCGAGCGCGACUGGACAAAUGCACUGGAUUUCAGGCAAAGCAUUGCAUGUGUCAUCUGGCUGGCUGGGCUCCGUGCCCUCCUCUUUGCCUACGUCAUUUGCGUGACCAAGAGUUCAUUGUACAAGACAACGCGGUGCUUUGUCUUUUUGAUCGUAUGCAGCCAACUUUGCGUCCUCACGGUGCUGAGUUUGAUUGUGUACAUCUUCCAGAAUGACACAGAUGCGUUCUCGAUGUAUCGGUCCGACGCGUGGAUGAAAGGGUACUGGUGGAGUGUCAUGUUGGCGUCCAUGGUGGCAACUACCUUCCAAGCGCUUUGUGUCAUUUGCCGCAACCGCGAGCGCGAAAUCCCUGGUAACAACGAGGAAGAGCACAUCGAGCAACUGCUUCAAGAGAAAAAAGGCAUCUAUGGACCCGACGCCAACUCCAUCGCCAUUGACGAUGCGCUCUUUUCCACCAAGAAGAUGAAGCUUGAGCGGUGGCGUGACAAGUGGGAGAAGCUUGUGUCUUCGUUUCGUAGCACGACCGACCCGACCUUCAAUGCCGUGUUGCGGAUUUACGCGCACAAGGACGACGCCGCCAUGCGUCUGGAGCACUUGUACGACGCUGACCCAAAAGAAUUCGAGUUUUACAUCCCGCAGCUUUGCAGCUUCUUGCUCCUUGGCGCUUUCCAACAAAGUUCCGAGGGCAAGCUCAGCUUGAUCUUGCUCCGCGUUUGCAAAGAGUCGCAUGUGUUUGCCCAAAAGAUGCGAUGGUACUUGGAGUCGUACUGCGUUGGGAGCCCGGCGUACUCGUCCGAGGAAAGCCGGAUGCGGGUGCAGAUGCUGAUCGAUGAGAUUUCGGUCCGCGGACUUGACCCUUCCAAGAAGCUGUUGACGCAUCAAGCGAUGGGCGAAAAAUCGUCGAUUGUAGUGCCCGACAUUCUCGCGGCGCCCGAAUCGGAAAUCCUCCUCAAGGAGUCCGAAUCGUCGUCUCACUAUCAAACGUUUCAACCGAUCCACGAAAUCGGGGCCGUGAACCCGUUUACGUGGAACCACAGGUUCGUGUCGGAGCUGGUCGAGCUGUCGUCGGCUCUGCGCGUGAUUCCCCGUGACGAACGCAACAUGCACCUGCGCCAGGUGCUCACAGACAUCCACACGACGUUUCUCCCGAGUUUGUCGCUUUUUGUUCCCGUGGGGAAUCCAUUCCACCGUAUCAAGAAGAUUCACGUGAACGAGUGCUUUACAUUCUCGACGAGGGAACGCGUGCCGUACUUGCUGUGUCUCGAGGUCGUCGACUUCUUCACUUACGAAAAGAAACCGAUGGAUCGCUUUGCGCAGCUCAAGAACAGGUUCCGGCUGUCCAUGGCGGGUAAGGCCGACUCGAGCAAACCGUCGACACCGAUCGUUCGCCCUGGCGACUUGGAAGUCGGUACCACGCCAGUUCGACACUUGAACGAUCCGGACAACUUGGGCUUUUGGAGCGAGCCCAAAGCCCAAGAGACAACGCUUCUCGAUGGACUCCUGGGAUCGCUCAAGCCGAAAGCACUCACGCCGUUGAGUGGCCUGUCGCAAUCGUCGCGUGGACUGAGCUCGAAGGAAGAGUCGUUGUUGCAUGGAGCCCACCAAGCUCAACACCCUGUGUCACCUCCUCUAGUUGGCGCGUCCAGUUAUGAUUAUCCCUAUCCUGCCCAUCUGUCCCCGAAGAGCCUGCGCCCCCUGCCGAUCCACAUCCCGCCGCACGACCACGAGCAUGUCGUGUCCCCCACUGCGUUGGACGGGACAUUCUCGCCGUCCGAUGCCCGUCUCCGUCGCGCGGACAGUACCGAUGAAUUUCUUGCGUCAUCACGCUUUGUCGAUGACGCUGAUACGAACGGAGGAUAUCUCCACCAUGCUGCCACGCCUGCCUCGAGCUCAGACUUGCCGUGCGUGAUCUUCAAAGAACGAUGGGCCGACAAGGAAGACCGUUUGCGUGCGUCGAGUCCGUGGGGCCACCUCCCGUCGUGGCGUCUCUUGCCUGUCAUCGUCAAGAGCAAUGACGAUCUGCGGCAAGAGCAAUUUGCGUCGCAGUUGAUUCGCCAAUUCGCCAAUGUGUUUUCUGACGCCAAGUUGCCUGUGUUUUUACGCCCGUACGACGUCCUGGCGACGUCCCCGAUAGCUGGACUUGUCGAAGCUAUUGCGGAUACGAUAUCUCUCGACUCGCUCAAGAAGAACGACCCAGAGUUCGUGUCGCUGCAAGACUUUUACUCGCGCCGGUUCGGGGACCCGUCCUCGUCGACGGGGCUGGCAGCGCAGAAGGCGUUUGUCGAGUCCAUGGCAGCGUAUUCAAUUGUGUGCUACUUGCUUCAGAUCAAGGACCGACAUAACGGCAACAUUCUCGUCGAUGCAGACGGCCACGUGAUCCACAUUGAUUUUGGCUUCAUGUUGAGCAACUCGCCGGGCAACGCUGCGUUCGAAUCGGCACCGUUCAAGCUCACGACGGACUUUGUCGACGUCAUGGGUGGUCCGCGGUCGGCUGCGUUCCGUCGGUUCCGUUCGCUCUGUGUCCGAUCGUUCCUGGUUGCCCGCAAGUACCGCUACCGCAUCACGCUGUUGGUGGAAAUGAUGGUAGCCGGCAACGAAGACCUGCCGUGCUUCCAAGGAGAUCCACGCGGGACGGUCGACCGGCUGGCCGACCGCUUCCGACCCGAUUUGUCGGUGCACGAGUGCGAAGACUUUGUCCACCAACUUAUCGACGCGUCCCUCGACAACUGGCGAACACGGUGGUACGACAAGUACCAGCGCUGGUUCGUCGGCGUGUUUUAG